UUUCAAUUUUAGAGAAUUCAAAUUUGCUCAAACUGUAAUAUUUGCUAUAAAUGAGAUCAACAAAAAUCCUGAUAUGCUUCCUGGUGUUAAACUUGGCUACAAGAUCUAUGGUAACUGUGGAACUAUGGACAUACUGAGAGCUGCACUGGCACUGGUGAGUGGACUAGAGAGAGAAGUGCAUGAGGACAAUUGCACUAAAACUGAGUCAGUGCAAGCUAUCUUGGGACAUUCAGGAUCAAGACCAACUAUUGCGUUUGCACAAGUUGUUGGAAGGUUUCAUGUACCAGUGCUCAGCCAUUUUGCCACCUGUGCCUGUCUGAGCAACAGAAAAGAGUAUCCCACUUUUUUCAGAACUAUUCCCAGCGACUACUACCAGAGCAGAGCACUGGCAAAGCUGGUCAAGCACUUUGGUUGGACCUGGAUUGGGGCUCUAGCUGUGAAUAAUAAAUAUGGCCUCGGUGGCAUAUCUGCAUUUAUCCAAGCUGCACAAGAAUAUGGAGUUUGUGUUGAGUAUUCUGAAGCAUUUUCAUCAUCAGAUCCACCUGGUAUCCUGCAGGGAAUAAUCAAGAUCAUUAAGCAUGCCACUGCCAAAGUGAUUAUGGCUUUUAUGUCUCACAGAGAAAUUAAAUUGCUUGCAAAAGAGUUGUACAGACAGAACAUUACAGGACUGCAGUUUGUUGGCAGCGACGCCUGGAUCACAGAUCAUUCACUGACUGACGGUGAGGGACACAGCAUCCUUGUUGGCUCGCUAGGCUUCACUGUCAGCAAAGCUCAGAUCCCCGGGCUGGAGGAGCACCUGAGGCAGCUCCACCCCUCACAGUUUCCUGACAGCGGGUUUGUCAGAGAUUUCUGGGAAGAUGUGUUUGACUGCACUCUGAAUGACACUGUGAUCACACAAAGAAAGCCAUGCAGUGGUGCUGAGAGCUUGCAGAAUGUUGACUCACAGUUCACUGAUGUGUCUGAGCUGAGAUUCACCAAUAAUGUGUACAAGUCAGUUUACGCAGUGGCUCAUGCUCUUGACAAUCUGAUAAAAUGCAAGGAAGGUAAAUGGCCCUUUUCAAAUGAGAGUUGUGUCAGCACCAGAAACAUUCACCCAAGACAGGUCUUGCAAUAUCUCAGCACUGUGAAUUUCACUACCAAGGCAGGGGAAAGGGUUUAUUUUGACAGUAACGGAGACUCACCAGCAAGAUAUGAACUUGUCAAUAUACAAAUGACAAGCAAAGGAACCAUGGAAGGAGUAACAGUUGGCAUUUAUGAUGCUUCUCUUCCAGAAAGUCAUCAGUUUAUUACCAAUAACAUCUCAGUUGUCUGGGGAAAUGGGCUGAUUGAGGUCCCUCUGUCAGUUUGCAGCAAGAGCUGUCUCCCAGGAACUCGUAAGGUCCUCCAGAAAGGAAAGCCAGUCUGCUGCUAUAACUGCAUACCCUGUGCAGCAGGCGAAAUCAGUAAUUUAACAG
Plectropomus leopardus (leopard coralgrouper) is the source of this 1454-nucleotide messenger RNA. Lineage: Eukaryota; Metazoa; Chordata; Actinopteri; Perciformes; Serranidae. The record is from RefSeq and is a predicted model, not a curated record.